Arabidopsis thaliana (thale cress) is the source of this 488-nucleotide messenger RNA. Its product is annotated as Plant thionin family protein. The record is from RefSeq and is marked reviewed. The transcript has a single exon. The coding region runs from base 101 to 379 and encodes 92 amino acids. NCBI's taxonomy places the organism in Eukaryota, Viridiplantae, Streptophyta, Magnoliopsida, Brassicales, Brassicaceae.
ACCCACCAAAUCAUCUUCUUCACAAAUAUAAACAAGGAGUAAAACAUUUUGUAAUACUCAUUUGUAUUAAAUCAUCACUAAUACUUAAAAACGAUACGUUAUGGGGAUUCAAACAUGCAGUGUUUUAAUAAUCGUAAUUAUAUUGACGAUGAUGUUUUCAGCACACAUUGCUCAAUCAAACAGUAUAACAAUGUGUGUGAAACAUUGUGCACAAAACGAGUGCUUGAAAGCGGCGAAAAAAACUACUCCUGAAAUUUGUGAUGAAGCUUGCAAGAAAAUCUGCAACAAUCAAUUAUUCAGUGAUGAAAAGUGGUUUGUUCCUUCUCCAAAGGGAAGCUCCCGAAUCUGUAGAUGGGCGCCUAAGUAUUGCCAAUUCUGAAUUAUGAAAACUCCUAAUGAUUUGUUUUUUUCAUGAUUAUAACAUAACAAUAUAAAAAUAUGUAAGUACGUGAUCAAUUCAUUAUUCUUAUAAAAUAAUUUCUUCCUUU